Messenger RNA from Spathaspora passalidarum NRRL Y-27907, 3880 nucleotides. RefSeq names its product putative oxidoreductase (gene FET33). The transcript has a single exon. Lineage: Eukaryota; Fungi; Ascomycota; Pichiomycetes; Serinales; Debaryomycetaceae. Gene Ontology annotation, biological process: cellular response to iron ion starvation; reductive iron assimilation. The record is from RefSeq and is a predicted model, not a curated record. Gene Ontology annotation, molecular function: ferroxidase activity; copper ion binding. Bases 1838 to 3679 code for a protein of 613 amino acids.
GUAACUACUCAUCUGGUAGAUUCAAAUCAUACUAAUCAAACCACGUUCUGUGUUUUACCAUGACCACUAUAUCUGAAGAAGAAAUCCUUGCAUCAUACCCUCAAGUCAAUGCCCCUACCGAUCAAACCGGGUACACUUCUAACCUCACUGAAGAGCAAAAACAAUUAGUCAUUGACUUGCGUAAGCGACUUCAGGAACUUGGAUAUAAGAGCAGAUUAGAUGAUGCUCUGAUGUUACGAUUCCUCAGAGCUAGAAAGUUCGAUUUGGAAAAGUCUCUUGAGAUGUUUGUCAAUUGUGAAAAGUGGAGGGAAGAGUUUGGUGUCAAUACUAUUUUACAAGAUUUCCACUAUCAGGAAAAGCCAAUCGUGGCCCUGAUGUAUCCACAAUACUACCACAAGACUGAUAAGGAUGGUCGUCCUGUUUACUUUGAAGAAUUGGGUAAAGUUGAUUUAUACCAAAUGCUUAAAAUUACCACUCAAGAAAGAAUGUUGAAGAAUUUGGUAUGGGAAUACGAAUCUAUGGUUCAAUACAGAUUACCUGCUUGUUCCAGGCAAGCUGGUUAUCUUGUAGAAACUUCGUGUACCAUUUUGGAUUUAAAGGGUAUUUCCGUUAGUUCUGCAUAUAGUGUCAUUGGAUAUGUUAGAGAAGCAUCUAAGAUUGGUCAAGAUUACUACCCAGAAAGAAUGGGUAAGUUUUAUUUAAUCAAUGCACCAUUUGGAUUUGCCACUGCGUUCAAGUUGUUUAAGCCAUUCUUGGAUCCAGUCACUGUUUCCAAGAUUUUCAUUUUGAGUUCUUCGUACCAAAAGGAAUUGUUGAAGCAAAUUCCACCACAAAACUUGCCAACCAAAUUCGGGGGGUUAUCUCAAGUUACCGAUCAAGAAUUAUUGUUGAAUGAUGUGGGACCAUGGAGAGAUCCAAAGUACAUUGGUCCUGAAGGCGAGGCCCCAAGAUCAUUCCAAACAUAAACUUGCUUACGAGGGUAGCAUACAAGUGAAGUUAAUAGAAAGUGAGCGGAUCAAGCUUGUGAUAAUAAACUAAUAAUACCAAGUCGGCCAGUUGUAUAGAAGAUGAUACACCAGUUAUUUUUAUAUUAAUAUACAUAUAAACUUAGUGAUUGUUCGUAAUAAUACGUCGUACGUAUUGCAGAUAACGAUGUGUGCAUUUGAAGAAUAGACGGCGACGUAAGGCAGAGAUGCGUCAGUUUUGGAGGUGAAUUUGAAAAAAAAAGGGGGUAAAUAAUGAGCACUUGAAAUAUAAACAAUUGCUUUUCUAAUUAUAAUUGGGAUGAGGCUAACAAGUUUUGCUUUCUUGUGUAGAUUUCUGUCGAGUCCUGUGCAGUGCUGUGAGACUAGUUCAGAUUAGCAGCUACUGCAUUAGCUAAGUGUAUAUAGACUUCUGCCAAUGCAACCAGACAGUGCCGACUACGGAAUUCGCGUUCGUUCCAAGUCUGGGAAUCAACAACGCGAAAUAAUUAUAGCCAAGAAGUAACACACAAUGUUAUCAUUGUCAAUUGAAGUUGGACCUGUCGUCACUUUUUUUCGAUACGAGAUUUCACAGUGGAUACUUAUUACCACAAAAGGAUAUAUAUACAUAAUUUAUUCGGUAUAAUAACCAUACAAUUCUCACGGGAUUAAACAGUUACAACAUGGUAAGUCCGAUUUGAUAUCGGAUGUCGUUCAACUAGAGCUCAAGAACUUAGUCUGGUCAAUCCCCACCGAAAUGGUUCGCCUCGCAGUUUUCUCAUCCCCUCGCCCCCAUUGUUCUCAUCAAAGCCUGAAAAAAAAAGAAGAAAAAUAAAAUCAUCUUCCACCAAUUCUAGAUCUUUCUAUUCCUCAUCAUGCAAAUACUCUAUACCCUAUAUAUACUACUUAGUCUAAUAACCACAGUAGUAGCUAAAACUCAUACAUUCCAUUGGAAUGUAUCUUGGGUGAUGGCAAACCCAGAUGGUCUCCACGAAAGACGUAUGGUUGGGAUCAAUAAUGUAUGGCCUCCACCAACAAUCCGCGUUAAUGCAAAUGAUCGAGUUGUACUCCACUUAACUAACUCCCUUGGUGAAUUCAAUACUUCACUUCAUUUUCAUGGUCUCUUUGUUAAGGGAUUUAAUGCCCAUGACGGGCCCGAGAUGGUUACACAAUGUCCCAUCCCUCCUGGAGCUACCUUCAUUCAUGAUUUCAAUGUGGGUGAUCAAACAGGUACUUUUUGGUACCAUUCACAUACUGGAAGUCAAUAUGGUGAUGGAUUAAGAGGUGUGUUUAUAAUAGAGGACCCUCAGGGGUUCCCCUAUGAUUAUGAUGAAGAAGUAGUGUUGACAGUGGGUGAUCACUACCAUAAAGAAACUCAAGACAUUAUGAAAAGUUUUAAAACUAGGUUUAAUCCUACUGGAGCAGAACCUGUGCCUCAAAAUAGUUUGUUCAACGAAACCAGAAAUGUUACUUGGUCUAUUGAACCCGAAAAGACUUACCUUGUUAGAAUCGUCAACACGGGGUUGUUUCCAUCGCAUUAUUUGUACAUUGAAGAUCAUAGUGUUACAAUUAUAGAAAUUGAUGGUAUAGCCGUGGAGCCGUUUGAAGUAGAUUCAUUAUACAUCACCGUGGCUCAGAGAUAUGUCGUGUUACUCAAGACCAAAAAGUCUAUCAACAAGAAUUAUAGAAUUGUGAAUGUAUUGGAUCGUGAUAUGUUGGAUUAUGUACCUCUGGAUUUACACCUUGUAUCUACAAACUGGUUAGUUUACAAUGAGUAUGUUCCCAAGCCUGAUCCAUUACCUUAUUUUGAUUUCGACACCGUCGUAAAUGCAUUACCCGAAUUCGAUGACGAUCAAUUCAAACCAAAAUCAAAGCAACCACUUUUACCUGAUCCCGACAUGGUUAUCCAAGUCAAUUUCACCAUGGAUAUGUUGGGUGAUGGGAUAACAUAUGCUCUUUUCAAUGGAAAGUCCUAUACUCAACCUAAAGUCCCUACAUUAUAUACUGCCCUUUCAAGUGGUAACUUAUCAUUCCACCAAUCAGUAUAUGGAAGUAACACCAAUACCUUUGUGAUCCAUGGUGAUGAAGUCAUAGAUAUUGUGUUAAACAACCAUGAUCCUGGUAAGCACCCAUUCCAUUUACAUGGACAUGCAUUCCAAGUCAUAUCUAGAUUUAACUCCGAUGAUGAAGACAAUCCAUUAGAUUUUGAUCCAAAUAAUUCCACCAUGACAGACUAUCCUGAGUUCCCUAUGGUUAGAGAUACAGUUUUGGUCGAUCCUAACGGGUUCCUUGUAAUUAGGUUCAAAGCUGAUAAUCCAGGGGUGUGGUUUUUCCAUUGCCAUUUAGAUUGGCAUCUUGAACAAGGAUUAGCCCUUGUUUUGGUUGAAGCACCUGACAUCUUACAGAAAACCCAAAGUAAAAUACCGCAAAAUCAUAUUGAUGUAUGUGAUGCCGUGAAUAUUCCCCACCUUGGUAACGCCGCAGGAAAUCGGGAUUUCCUUGAUUUGCACGGUGAAAACGUCCAAGCUGAUUGGUUACCUAUGGGAUUCACUACUAGAGGUUACGUUGCAAUUGUGGUUUGUGGGUUGUUUGCAAUUUACGGUAUUUGGAGUAUUUACAAGUAUGGUAUUGAAGAUGUCAGUAAGGAUAACUCAGCAGCAGUUAUCUCCAAAUUGUAUAAAAUUUUGGAAGAGUAUGACAGUACUGCUAACCGUUAACGGAGGAUACCCCACACAAAAUGGUGCGGAUCGGUUGCUAUUACCCUCGCUACAUAUUGCGGCAAACGGCAUCCGCCUAGGAAAAAAAAAGUUAAAAUUAUCUGACAGAUAAGACCAUGAAUUUUUCACUAUUUAAAUAGUUGAAUAUUCCUGUUUUUCUAUAUAUAUAUAUAUAAGAUUGCAUUUAAGAAUAAUGACAAA